Messenger RNA from Mustela lutreola (European mink), 3068 nucleotides. It is a transcript of the gene MARS2, whose product is annotated as methionyl-tRNA synthetase 2, mitochondrial. Lineage: Eukaryota; Metazoa; Chordata; Mammalia; Carnivora; Mustelidae. The transcript has a single exon. The record is from RefSeq and is a predicted model, not a curated record. Gene Ontology annotation, molecular function: methionine-tRNA ligase activity; ATP binding. Gene Ontology annotation, biological process: methionyl-tRNA aminoacylation. The coding region runs from base 16 to 1860 and encodes 614 amino acids.
ACGCCCCGGCUGCGCAUGCGCCCCUCCCACGUGCUUCCAGGACGCCGCCUGCGGCGCCGCGGCCGGGCGGGCACCAUGCUGCGAGCUUCUGUCCUCCGGCGGCUGGGGCGUCCGGGAGCCAGUGCAGGAGCCCGGCUGCUGGAGUACUCCGGCCCACGCCACUACAGUUCGGGCCCUCUGGGUGCCCGCGACGAUGCUGGCGGCGCUCGCGCCUUCUUCACGACACCCAUUUUCUACGUGAACGCGGCGCCGCACAUCGGACACCUGUACUCCGCUCUGCUGGCGGACGCCCUGUGCCGCCACCGUCGCCUCCGAGUUCCCGGCGCUGCCGCCACGCGAUUCUCCACCGGUACGGACGAGCACGGCCUGAAGAUUCAGCAGGCAGCAGCCGCUGCGGGCCUGGCCCCCACCGAGCUGUGCGACCGAGUGUCUGCCCAGUUCCAGCAGCUUUUCCGGGCGGCCGGCAUCUCCUCCACCGACUUCAUCCGCACCACCGAAGCCCGGCAUCGGAUCGCUGUGCAGCACUUCUGGGGACUGCUGGAGGCCCGGGGUCUGCUCUACAAGGGGCUCUACGAAGGUUGGUAUUGCGCCUCCGAAGAGUGCUUCCUGCCUGAGGCCAAAGUCACCCGACAGCCGUCUUCGUCAGGCGGUUCGUGUCCUGUGUCUCUAGAGAGUGGGCACCCUGUGUCCUGGACCAAGGAAGAGAACUACAUUUUCAGGCUUUCUCAGUUCCGAGAGCCGCUUCAGCGGUGGCUGCGGGGCGACCCUCAGGCAAUCACACCCGAGCCAUUUCAUCGCGCAGUUCUUCAGUGGCUGGAGGAGGAGCUGCCGGACCUGUCUGUUUCUCGAAAGAGCAGCCACUUGCAUUGGGGCAUUCCUGUGCCCGGGGACGAUUCGCAGACCAUCUACGUAUGGCUGGAUGCCUUGGUCAACUACCUUACUGUAAUUGGCUACCCAAAUGCUGAGUUUAAAUCUUGGUGGCCCACCACCUCUCAUAUCAUAGGCAAGGACAUUCUUAAAUUCCAUGCUAUCUACUGGCCUGCCCUCCUCUUAGGGGCCGGCAUGAGCCCACCACACCGCAUCUAUGUCCACUCUCACUGGACGGUCUGUGGCCAAAAGAUGUCUAAAAGCUUGGGUAACGUGGUGGACCCCAGGACUUGCCUUGAUCGCUACACUGUGGAUGGUUUCCGAUACUUUCUUCUUAGGCAGGGCGUCCCCAACUGGGACUGUGAUUACUAUGAUGAAAAGGUGGUUAAGUUGCUAGAUUCUGAGCUGGCAGAUGCUUUGGGAGGUCUCCUGAACCGGUGCACGGCCCAAAGAAUAAAUCCUUCUGGGACCUAUCCGGUUUUCUGCACGGCCUGCUUUCCCAGUGAGGCAGGGUUGGUGGGGCCAUCAGUUCGUGCUCAGGCAGAGGACUAUGCUUUGGUGAAUGCAGUGGCCACUUUGCCCCGGCAGGUAGCUGAGCACUAUGAGAACUUUCAGAUCUAUAAGGCUCUGGAGGCAGUGUCCAGCUGUGUCCGGCAAACUAAUGGCUUUGUCCAAAGGCAUGCACCAUGGAAGUUGAGCUGGGAGAGCCCAGUGGAUGCCCCCUGGCUGGGUACUGUGCUUCAUGUGGCUUUGGAAUGUUUGCGGGUCUUUGGAACGUUGCUGCAGCCUGUCACCCCAAGCCUGGCUGAUAAGCUGCUAUCCAGGUUGGGAGUCUCUGCCACAGAGAGGGGCCUUGGAGAGCUCUGUUUCUUGCCUCGAUUUUAUGGACAUCCAUGUCCUUUUGAAGGGAGGAGGCUGGGACCUGAAACUGGGCUCUUAUUUCCAAGACUAGACCAGUCCAGGGCCUGGCUGGUAAAAGCCCAUAGGACCUAGAAACUUAGUUCUAACUGGCCUGUGGUAAAAAAGCCAAUGUGUUGUUUUCUUAUUUUGCAUUUUCAGGAAAGUUAUACUAAUGUUUUCUGAAGUGCUGCAUCAUAUGAGCACAUAAACAAUGUCCCUGUGGAAAGAGAUUUGUUGCCUUUCAGGUGCCUACGCCCUACUCUUCUGUUCUCUGUGCCCAUUAACCACUAUCCUUUGUACACCAGUGUCUGUAAGAUGUCUCCAGGGUAAAGAUGGGUAAGAGAAAACUUUGCAGAUACUGUUCCUUCUCAUUGUGCCUCCUUCCAAGCCACAGUUAAUGUUAUUUGCCCAGACUACCUCUUAGGGCUUUUCAUUAGUCUGGCUUCUGCUGGGCAAAUUAGUGAAGAGUGGGGGUUGGAGGCCCCUACCUCAGCUUUUAGUAGUCCGACUUUGUUAUAUAUGUUGGGUUUCCUAUUAGAAAGAUUCUUUCUUAAACAUUUAAAAACCAGUAUCCUAGACGAGGUGGUUUUUGCCCUUAUUUAUAUUUUCAGUUCUUACAACUGUAACUCUGUACUUUGUUAGUUAAUAGUCUAAUAGUUGUGCUUUGUAACAUUACACUUCAGCCAGUAGAUGUCCCUAAUGUCUCAAUAUUUAAUUACUUGACAUUUCAUUUCAGAAUAUUGACAUUUCAGAAUAUUUAGAAAAAAUUAGUUUCUGCUUUCUGAUUAUGCAGAAUUUAAACUUAGGGAAAAAUUUUAUUGCUUUUCUUAAAAUAAGGGAUAACUGUAGCCACUAGUUUCACCUAAAACAAUAAAAAAAGAUCAGAAUCCUGUUUUGUUCAAACUAAUGAAAAAGGACUUUUACUCUAUUAAAUGUUUAGGAAGCAAUUAAGUAAAUGUAUCAAAUUUGUUUGGACCAUCUGUUAUAAAUUCUAAAGCUCUCGAGGUAGUUGGUAUGUUAAAAAUUUUAAACUUUAAUAACAUUAGGUUUACAGAUAACGAUUAAAAAAUCUGUAAAUGGUUCAAAAUAGUUACAUUUUCUUUUUAUUUCUUAGUCAUAAUUUUGUCACCACAUAGAUAAUUUACCUAUGAUUUCUUUUGGUCAAUGAGAAUCUAUAAUACAAUAUAGACAUUGUGUAAGUAGUUUUAAAUGUUAAUACAUUUACUUUCAAGUACUUUUUUUACUGAUUAUUUCUUUUGGUUUCAUAAGUUAUUAAAGCUUAAAAAUUUGUGAGUACCUUA